This is a messenger RNA of Pygocentrus nattereri (red-bellied piranha), 2259 nucleotides long. It is a transcript of the gene mrgbp, whose product is annotated as MRG/MORF4L binding protein. Lineage: Eukaryota; Metazoa; Chordata; Actinopteri; Characiformes; Serrasalmidae. The record is from RefSeq and is a predicted model, not a curated record. Gene Ontology annotation, biological process: regulation of transcription by RNA polymerase II. Bases 106 to 645 code for a protein of 179 amino acids. Gene Ontology annotation, cellular component: NuA4 histone acetyltransferase complex; nucleus. The transcript is spliced from 6 exons.
UAUAUCGUGCAGCCCGUGGAGCCGGGCUUGUUUUGGACCUGUAGGCGGGCUUUGAGGACUCUUAACUGCAGCAGCUCGGUCGUAGUAAGGCAACCACAAGAAACUAUGGGCGAAGCUGAAGCAGUCCCAGCCGACGAAAAGCAAGGGGAUUCGGGCAGUUGUGCCGCUGAUGAGUCGGUGGUGUGGAGUCAAGAGGUGGAAGUGUGUCUUUUUCACGCCAUGCUGGGUCAUAAACCUGUCGGGGUCAACCGUCACUUCCAUAUGAUUUGCAUUCGUGAUAAAUUUAGUCAAAACAUUGGGAGGCAGGUGUCUUCAAAAGUCAUCUGGGAUCACCUGGGGACAAUGUACGACAUGCAGGCGCUGCAUGAGUCUGAAAUACUGCCCUUUCCCAACUCAGAAAAAACCUUCGUGCUACCUGAGGACAUAAUACAGGAUGUUAAAGAAGGGAAGGUAGGCUCAGAGGACGACUUGAAAGAAGAGUUCAAAGAAGAGAGGGAUCUUUCCGCCACACAUGAAGAAGGUCUGGGUCCCAGUAUGGCUGGCCAGGAGUUUGCAAGGCAGCAAUUCUUCAGUAAAGACGGAGCGCUCGGGCAGCGGGCGAGAGAAAGAGAGAGAGCGCGACCGGGAGAGGGGGCCCUCGGGUGAGUCGGGCGGAGGAUCGAAGGAGGCCAUGGGCGAGAAGAGGAAAAGGAACCGUACCACGGACAAGACGCUCGGCUCUGGCAACCCGUCCAGCCCCGGGGGAGCCAAGCGCCGCAGGACAUAGACGGCCAGCAGCGGGCGACCUACAGACCAGAGGCACAUGGAGAGGCUGGCUGGUUGAGACUGAGAGAAAUGGCAUGCAGUGGCCUAAUGUGCAGCUCAGACGAGGUUAAGGCGCGAAGAUCUGAGAUCAUUAGAUGUUCCAGCAUUUGAGGUUCUUGCAGAAGCUCACAGCGAUGAGAGGAAGCUAUUGUGCUUCAUGCAUACAGAGCAUUUCACAGAAGAAAGGCAGAAAUCUAGAAAAAAAGUAUCAGAAAUCGAAGAGCAGUGGAAACCUGUAGACUUGCUUCCAUGUUAUUGCUCAUUUGGAAGGUUAGAAGCAGAUGAAGUUGUGGUCUUUGUUAAUGUUUUUUUUCCAUCUUAAACUGAAUUUUUAUGUGGCUUAGGUUUUUGUUUUUUUUUUGUUUUUUUUUAUGUUUCCCAGGUAAACUCGUUGUGAAUUUCCACACCUGCAAAUGUGUCUUUUGAUUGAAUUGCUGCAACAGGAAGAUAUGAGCUGCGUUCCAAACCUUAGGCUGCAGUCAGCAUCCUAGUAGGCUGUUCCAAAGUGAAGGACCCUUCGUAUACAGCCUAGAAAUGCAGCCUAUGCUUGGAGUGAGUUCACGGGCGCAUCAGAUGUAUCCUUACAGGCCUUCGGUUACCCACAUUUCUCUGUGCACAAAUAAUGUGAAGGAGAAAAAAAACACCACAAAAACGAAGCUGUUGGAGCAGCUUGUUUUAAAACAAUCCUUGAAUUCAUCUUCGUUUCCUUAUAAAGUGUAAAAUCUCUGAUUAAUUAAAGCGUUCGUCCAUGUCACAUCAUCCAUAUAUGAUUUUAUUUAGAAGUAUUCGUAUGUAUGUAGUUUAUCGUACUACAUAAGAACGUCUCCAUUUCCAUGAAGAACUGAAAAAAGCAAUAAAUUCAAAGCAGAGGAUCCGUUUUCUCUCACCAGUGCCCUCACGAGUCUCGCACCGCCACGUUAGGACUGACCCAGUGUGACCUAUAGGCUACUAAGGAGGAGUCUUCAUAGGACAGUCCUACUGAGGACCCACACUACCUCGGCUGCAGCCUAGGCUCUGGAACACAGCUAUGGAGUAGUGUUGCGUCAUUUGGCAGCUGUUGGAAAUAUGAACAUGGUCUAUGAUGGUCAGUUAGAAUAUAUGGUAUCAUAGUGGUCAGUUAGUGAUGAGAUUCUUAGUACAUAAUGACAUGGACUCCAUUUGGGUUUGAUGUUGUCAUGACGUUCUUGAUGGUAUGAGGAACCCAGCCUUGCUUGUUCUGAUGGUACAUAAUACCACAGUGCUAAUUUACUUCAGUCAUACAUUUAUAGACAAAUUUUUUUUUUUUUUUUUUGUAUGUGGUUGAAAACACUGUUAAAUGUGCCGGACUAUGCAUCACCAUCACUUACACUCUGUUGAGAUGUGAUUUUUUUACAGCGUUGUUUUACUGUAUUUAUUAGUUCUAAAAGCCUUGUUCUAAAAGGUCUAAUCCUUUUAUUAAAUCAAGCUGUAUUUUAA